AUGUUGAGAGAUCGAUUUGGAGGCGACCUCAGCAGCAUCCCCUUGGCCAAGGACAAGCUGACCGGGCCCGCAAUCCCGUCCUCUGCUGCUUCAGAAGCCCCCGCCAGCGCGCUUCCUGGCCCAAGCAAAGCUGACAUGGAUGCAGAGCAGGAGGAGGCCUUCCAGCUUGGGUUGUCGACAAAGGAGCCCGCGGCCGCUGCAAAGACCAGAAAGAGGAAGCGCACGCCGCAGGAGACCAUCAAAGAGGAAAUGGAGAAGCUGGGCACGGAGUUGGAGACCCUGAUCCAGGGCCUGGACCAGGUGCUCACAUCCAAGACCUUCGGCCAGGACGUGGGAAAGCUCGACAGGGCCCUGCAAAAGAAGGCCAAGGAGACUGCGGAGCUCCACAUGUACCAGGAGCAGGAGAUUGUUAAGAAGCGGCAGGCCAAGCUCGAGGCGCUUCGGCUUGCAGCCAAAGCAGCAAAGAGCUACUGCAGUGUCAUCGCCUCUGCCACGAAGAAGCAGGCCUUGCAGGGCGACUUCCUUGCCCGCAUGGGCGAGCUCAUGAAGGAGAUCCCGGAC
Messenger RNA from Symbiodinium pilosum, 561 nucleotides. NCBI's taxonomy places the organism in Eukaryota, Dinophyceae, Suessiales, Symbiodiniaceae. The record is from the annotation of a GenBank genome assembly.